This is a messenger RNA of Gadus macrocephalus (Pacific cod), 1700 nucleotides long. RefSeq lists its product as uncharacterized. Bases 672 to 1700 code for a protein of 342 amino acids. The record is from RefSeq and is a predicted model, not a curated record. NCBI's taxonomy places the organism in Eukaryota, Metazoa, Chordata, Actinopteri, Gadiformes, Gadidae. The transcript is spliced from 2 exons.
AUAGACCAAUUUUUUAUUUGUAAACAUUCGGAAGUGCGCACAGGGUGGUGGCAGAAAACAGCGAAAGGGUAGUUAUUUAUAACGGCAAAAGGACCACUCGGAUAAUAAUACAAGUAGCCUAGAUUGAUUUUUAAAAGAUUAUAGUUAAUAUUGAUUAGAUCUGAUUAGUAAAAUGUUUUCGACAUAUUUCAAUAGCCUGUCACCCAGUGAUAAACACUGUUAUUUAGCCAAAUUGACGUUAGUGGGCAGUGGGAUACGUCUUCCAGAUCCGUUUGCCAUAGCACCUUGUCAAUGGUUAAAUGAUGAAAGGAAAUGGCCUAGCAUCCAGUGGCCAGAGAUUUAUAAUUACCUAAUCGAAACUCCAAGUGUAUAUACCCGGGAGAAGCUAAAAGCGUACAAGUCUCUGGAUGCUUACAAUUUUGUUCUGUGUGGUCAUGUCCAAGACAUACUAUGGCAUGAUUACAAUGUUCAAAACUUCGUUGUGAUGAAGACGGAGGUUCUGCCUAGCCAAAGACAGGGAAAAAAGACAGAAUUGUACAAGGCCUGGGUUAUCGUCAACAAGACCAACAACUGUAUUCUUACUGCGAACUGCACCUGUAUGGCUGGAACUGACAGAUGAAGACAUUGCGGAAUUGAAACUACUGGCACCUAACGCAGCUGUACUCACUACCAUGGAACUCAGUGACACAGAUUCCGCAACAGAAUCUGACACAGAGGCCGAAGACCUCCCAGAGCCACUAGUAGCUCUGUAUGAUGCCAAUCUGAGAUGCCUCUGCAAAAAUCAACUACAAGAGAGGAGUGAAGAGACUUUUGAAAAACUGAGGAAGGGGUUAACUAAUGAGCAGUGUGUAAACCUUGAGCUUACAACUAAAAAUCAGGCACAGUCUCAGGCCUGGCACACACACAGAAAUGGAAGGAUAACAAGCACAACCCUACAUCGUGUAUACACUGUAGUAACCGAAACAACUAAACUAAACCUUGUAAAACAGGUAAUGCACUACAAUAAACAAGACUUGUCCCAUGUGCCAGCAGUACUUUGGGGAAGAGAUAUGGAGGACACAGCCAGAAGACAAUACACAGAAAUAAUGAAAGCACAACAUUCCAACUUUGAAGUGGAGCUUUGCGGUCUUGUUGUGCGGCCAGACAAACCACAUCUUGGGGCAUCGCCGGAUGGAAUAGCAAACUGUACCUGCUGUGGGAAAGCAACCCUAGAGAUUAAGUGUCCAUACAAAUACCGUGAUGGUCUUACAGGGAGUAGCGAGGACACACAGUUCUGCUUAGACAAAGCACUACAAUUAAAGAAGAAUCAUGGAUACUACCAUCAAGUUCAGCUACACAUGUUUGUAUGCAACACCCAGUACUGCGACUUUGUGGUUUGGACAAAGCAAGUUGUUGCUAUCAACCGCAUCACCAGAGAUGAAGAAAUGCUACAAGCAGUCCUGCCUAAAGCUGAAAAGUUCUUCAAACAGAGUAUUUUGCCUGAGCUGUUAACACGCAGCAUGGAUCCACUGAUGCAGUCACCUACAGUCUGCUCACACUGUCAAAGGCCAGACUUUGGAAUGAUGAUUGACUGUGCAAAGUGCAAGAACCAUUUCCACUACACAUGUGCCAGAGUAAGAAGAAAGGUUGUGGAUUGGUGUUGUGAACAGUGCAAAAAAAAACAAGUCAGAAUGAAAUGUUCUUCGAAGCAAAUGAUUUAA